CCCGCCACGAUCCUCUACCCCGAGCCUGCAUCACGCCUGCAUCGAGCAGGCACGGGACAUCGCAUCGGCUACACCAAUGGCCUCAACCAUUGGUGCUUCCGGUCCUCGUGGUUUCGAAAACAUCGAGCCACUAACAGGAAACAACUUCCAAACAUGGAAGGACUCGUUGCUAUUGCACUUAGGUUGGCAUGAGGUUGACCUCGCGCUUAGAGAAAGUAAACCAGAGGAACCUCCAAAGGGUGCCACUGGGUAUGCUGAGCUUAAGAAAGCCUAUGACACUAAAGUUGAGCAGUGGGAGAGGUCGAACAGAAUGGCACUCCUAAUUAUGAACUUCUCCAUCUCAACUGAGAUUAAAGGGGCUAUUCCCACUAAAGAAAAUGCCGCCGAAUAUUUGAAAUCGGUGGAAGAACAAUUUAAGGGCUCAGAGAAAGUGUAUGCUGAUGAGCUUUUACACAAAUUGCUUGCAAAAUAUGAUGGGCAAGGAAGUGUGAGGGAACACAUAUUAAGUAUGAGCAAUGCCGCGGCAAAGCUUAAAACCAUGAAGUGUGACUUGAACGAAGAGCUUCUUGUGCUCCUUGUUUUUAGGUCACUACCCUCACAGUUCAAUCCAUUUAAGAUAAAUUACAACUCUCUUGAAACUAAAUGGAAACUACCUGAGCUCAUUGCACAUUGUGUUUAG
This is a messenger RNA of Hordeum vulgare subsp. vulgare (domesticated barley), 679 nucleotides long. RefSeq lists its product as uncharacterized. The coding region runs from base 77 to 679 and encodes 200 amino acids. NCBI's taxonomy places the organism in Eukaryota, Viridiplantae, Streptophyta, Magnoliopsida, Poales, Poaceae. The record is from RefSeq and is a predicted model, not a curated record. The transcript is spliced from 2 exons.